This is a messenger RNA of Racocetra persica, 140 nucleotides long. The record is from the annotation of a GenBank genome assembly. Lineage: Eukaryota; Fungi; Glomeromycota; Glomeromycetes; Diversisporales; Gigasporaceae.
CAAUAGACACAUAUAAAAAAUGUUUUAAUUUCGCUUUAAACCGUAAUAAAGGUGCAAAUCUUGAUAAAUUGAAAGCUAUGAAUAAUAAUGAAGAAAUUAUGCAACAAGACUGGGAAAUUUGGUUAAAAGAAAAGAAAGCG